Lolium rigidum is the source of this 1446-nucleotide messenger RNA. Its product is annotated as protein STRICTOSIDINE SYNTHASE-LIKE 10-like. The record is from RefSeq and is a predicted model, not a curated record. NCBI's taxonomy places the organism in Eukaryota, Viridiplantae, Streptophyta, Magnoliopsida, Poales, Poaceae. Gene Ontology annotation, molecular function: strictosidine synthase activity. The coding region runs from base 76 to 1134 and encodes 352 amino acids. Gene Ontology annotation, biological process: biosynthetic process. The transcript is spliced from 3 exons.
AGGUCGCAGGGCAAGCUAGACACGCUAUAGCUAGCUCGACCCUGCAUACACAGAGACGACGACACGACUCGUGCCAUGGCGUACCCGUGUCGGCCCCCGUAUCCAGCUUCCUUUCUUGUAGCGCUCCUCGCUCUGCCUCUGAUGGCAGCGGCAUCCGCCGCGGCGCCCGAGCCCGCGCCCGCCAUCGAGAGCAAGUCCAUGGAUAACCGCGGCCUUACCGUGAUGCCACUGCCGCUGCCGUUGUCCGGCCCAGAGAGCCUCGCCUUCGACCGCCGCGGCGGUGGGCCCUACACCGGCGUCUCUGACGGCCGCGUUCUCCGGUGGCGCGGCCGCCGCCUUGGUUGGACCGUCUUCGCCUACAACGCGAGACACAAGAGCGUGGGUAUGUGCGCGGCGAAGAAGAAGCUGAUGGUGCCGGAGAACGUGUGCGGGCGGCCGCUGGGGCUGCAGUUCCACCACAAGACCGGCGACCUGUACGUCGCCGACGCGUACCUGGGGCUGCUGAGGGUGCCGGCGCGCGGUGGGCUGGCGGAGGUGGUGGCAACGGAGGCCGGCGGCGUGCCCUUCAACUUCCUGAACGGGCUGGACGUCGACCAGAACACCGGCGACGUCUACUUCACGGACAGCAGCACCUCGUACCCAAGGAGCGAGUAUCUACUGGUGGUGGCCCUGGGGGACGAGACGGGGCGGCUUCUCCGGUACAGCCCUCGGACACGCCGUGUUGCCGUCCUCCACGAGAACCUCUCCUACCCGAACGGCGUGGCGGUGGCCGCCGACGGGUCGCACGUCGUGGUGUCGCACACCGCGCUGUCGGAGCUGCGCCGGUACUGGGUGCGCGGGCCCCGGGCCGGCGAGAACGAGACGUUCGCGGAGCUGCCGGGGUAUCCCGAUAACGUGCGCUCCGACGGGCGCGGCGGGUACUGGGUGGCGCUGAGCCACGGCCCCAACGACGCAAUCAGCGCCGCCGUCGACGCCGCGCCGACGAUGGCCGUCAGGGUGGGCCGCGGCGGCGCCGUGGAGGAGGCGCUGGAUGGGCUGAGCUUCGCGACGGUGAGCGAGGUCGGCGAGCGCAACGGCACGCUCUGGGUGGGAUCCGUCGACACGCCCUACGCCGGCGAGCUCAGCCCACGCUAGAGCUAGCUGGCUAGUACGUACUGCGUGUGCGUUCAUCUUCGCCGGCCAUGAUUCAUCGAUUCAUAGAUCGCCAUUGAUCAAGUUAAUUGUGUAAGACAGUUUUACUGUAACGUGAUGUGUACGUAGUGCGUGGCAUGCAUGUAUACGUGCAUGUCGACUGUGGUGUCUCAGAAGGGUGGAAUGAUCAGCAUGUUGUUGGAAUGGGUGGGUAUAUCAUGUCAUGUGUGCAUUACAGCUUUCUGAAUGUGUGGUUGUUUGGUGCGUGCCUGCAGGCCGGUGUAAUUCAUUGCGUUUGCCUCCUUGUUUGUCCAA